AUGGCCAGCAAACGGUCUCGCUCCACCUAUGAAGAGGAUCUACAGAAGCAGGAAUCACCAUAUGUGGUAUAUGGGACCCCUCUCCCUCCACUCGACGAGCAAGGUCGGGACGAUGGCUCCUACAUUCCCAUUUGGAAGCAAGAGGUUACAGAUGAUCAGGGGAGGAAACGUCUCCAUGGCGCCUUUACCGGUGGAUUCAGCGCCGGAUAUUUCAAUACGGUGGGGUCGAAAGAAGGGUGGACACCGGCGACGUUUAAGUCUUCGAGAAACAGCAGGGCGAAAGACCUGAAAGAUGCUGUACAGCAGCGGCGCGAGGACUUCAUGGACGAGGAAGACAUGCGAGAAGCUGAAGAGUCCAAGAGAAUGUCAACGGCGGAGGAGUAUGCAGGUUUUGGUUCCACGGAUGAAGAUCCCAAGCGUCUUGAGGCUUUUAUGGAUAUUUUCAGACCUGCUGGGGACACAAUUGGGGUCAAACUAUUGAAAAGGAUGGGCUGGAAAGAGGGACAGGGCAUAGGACCAAGGGUAAGAAGAAAGGCAGAUCUGGGUGAAGCGGAGGGCGGAAACGAAGAAGUAGACACGACGCAUCUGUUUGCCCCCGAAGAUCCUCCAAUGGUUUCUUUGGACCGCAAGUAUGACCACAAAGGUCUAGGUUUGGGGGAAGAAUCGCCUAUCUCCAACAUCCUACCUUCUACACGUCCAAAAGCCAAUAGCGAAGAUGAAGGUCAAAGUCCUGAUCCUUUUUCGAGAAAUGUCCGCACAAGUCGGAAAGUGCUCACACCUAAAAAAGCAGCCUUUGGAGUUGGCAUUUUAAAUGACACAGGAUCUGAUGACGAAGACCCCUACCAGAUGGGUCCGAAGACAUCGUAUAGUAGAGUCAUCGGGGAAGAAAAGAAGCAUCAGAAGAAACGUGCCGCUGUGCAAGGCGCCUCCCAUCCCUUGUUGAGGGAGCGACCCAUCUUCAUGUCCAAGAAGACGAAAAGCAAACCUGGGUUUCGAAGGUGUCAUGACGGACGUCUUCCACUUGAAGGCUUUGUCUUGGCUACAGAAUUGGACUCUUUCUCCUUGCUGAAUUUACAGGACGAGAAAUACAAACCCCCCAAGGUACCGGAAGGGUGGGUAUCGAAAAAGCAACCUGCAACUAAACAUCCUGGAGAGGCUCAUGUAUCUACUGCCGAGGCUGCGAAGCUUUCCUACAUGGAUGCAAAAGCAAGGGCGGUUUUACUCGGAGAAGAACAGAUGCCUGGAAAGUCGGUAUUUGACUUCCUGACUCCAGCCGCCCGAGAUCGGAUCGCUGUAGCGUCGGGAAAGAGCAAUUUGCCUGCAGCAUUGAAUGAGAGGCCACCCAAAGGCUUCGAGGCAUCUCACGAAGAUAGAAAUCGGGUCCUUCAAGAUCUCAUUCCUAGACUGGAUGCAGAAGUGGCUAUGCAAGCGUUGAAUCGUGGAGUAGGAGGCUGGAUGCCUUAUGCGGAAGACGACGAGAAACGAGCCAGGUAUCGAGCAUUUCUUGAAAUCCGAGCAGGCAUCCGAGAAGGUCUCCCUGAGCGCGUACAGGGUAUGACUAAAGAUGACUGGGUCAAUGAAAUGCACGAAUUUUCUCGAGCAGCCCAGGUCUUCAAGCCUGUGACCGGUAUGAUGGCAUCAAGAUUCAUCUCGUCGUCCUCGCGUUCCCAGCGCGCCUCGGAUAAUCUCGAUUCAUCUGGAAACGGAGAGGCGCUCUUGAGCCAACCACCGACAAAGCCUGGAGACCCUGCCAUGAACGCUGCAAAGAUGGGCAUGUUUGGUCCACUGACGAGGUCAGUCAAGAGUUUCUAUCCAACCAGGCUACUAUGCAAGCGCUUCAACGUCAAGCCUCCGGCUAAUGUCCAACCUGACCUCGGAGAUGGUUCUGGAAAGGGUGCUUCUAUAAGCAGCAUGGCUGGUACCAGAUUUGAAUCUGCUGGCUACCAAAUGCAACCCAGUGGUGAUCCAGAGAAAGCGGACCCAAGCGUUUCACAUCAGAAGCUGUUGCAGCCUUCGGAGGACGUGGCUUUCGCCUCAAGCACUAGUAAGCCUACAACGGCAGCAGCUCCUUCAGUUGAUCUAGAGAGGAAUGAGGCUCUAGAAGCAGACCGGCCUAGCGAUGAGGGUUGCUGUGGUUCCACCCAAGCCGUCGAUAAUGAUCGACCUUCUUCAGCGUUAGCUGCACCGCCACAACCUACGACAUCUCUAACCUCACCCAUCUCGCCUAUCGUGUCCUCCACUUCCCGCACCCCCCAACCUCGAACCCUUCAAGUCCACUCCACGUCGCAGUCACAAUCUCCCUCACGCUCCUCCAGUGCGCUGCGCCCCUCGUCGUCUAUUCACACUCCACGCCUCAAUAACCUCCCUUCCCACGAACGUUACAACGCCCCACUGACUACUCCUCCUCCUUGGACCUCAAAAACCCAGAUUUGGACCCUCGCCCAGCUUCAGAGCGAGAGGCAAGAGUUUUACGAUACGCGCGUCACUGGUCGGCUCGAGAUUUGGGGCGCACUACAGAAUGUAUGUGAAUUGGUGCGAGGCGGUGAUAUAGCGACUGCGCAGGGAAUACUGGAUGCGGCGGGUGUCACACUACCGACGGGAAACCUUGUGGACGGGUGUUACGAUGAGGCAGGAAAUCUAUACAGGCUGCCCGAGGUUGUGGUGAGUGAUCCAGUAAAUAUCAGGGGCGACGGCGACAGCGAUGUCAGACUGGAUGGGUCCCGAAACAGCAAUAACAUUGAUGGAGAGACUAUGAUUGGAGUCCCAGAUGCGAAAAUCGCAGCUACGGCGGAAGACACAGUCUUGGAUGGAGACGAACGGGAUGUAGAAGAAGACGAAAAGGAUAUCCUGGAACGGCGCAGAGAGGAGAAAGGAAAAGCAAGUGAACGUGACGCUAUCAAGGUGCGAUGUCGACUUAGCGACCGUGGUGGACCAGAUGUCGUGAUCGGCCUGGGGAAGGCUCAACACGUGGCUACGUUGGUGAGGAGAGUUCAUGUGGAAGGAAAUGUCUCACCCUCCCUUCGUAUCCGUUUAGCAUACCUAGGCAAAAUUCUCAACGAAAGGGAUACCCUCGAAGCCCAGGGUUGGAAGGAGGGACACGUCAUCAAUGCCAUGGUCGUUGGCGAUGGCAUCAUGCCCAGACCACAGCUUUCGUAA
Endocarpon pusillum Z07020 is the source of this 3156-nucleotide messenger RNA. RefSeq lists its product as uncharacterized. Gene Ontology annotation, cellular component: nucleus. The record is from RefSeq and is a predicted model, not a curated record. The transcript is spliced from 4 exons. Bases 1 to 3156 code for a protein of 1051 amino acids. NCBI's taxonomy places the organism in Eukaryota, Fungi, Ascomycota, Eurotiomycetes, Verrucariales, Verrucariaceae. Gene Ontology annotation, biological process: mRNA processing. Gene Ontology annotation, molecular function: protein binding; RNA binding.